CCGAGUUAUGUCGGAAUAUCAGUGUAAGUGAAGUGGCCUAGAGACCUACAUUUUGUGUUUUUUAAGGUAUUGUACAUAUUAUCAGAAAAUAUCUAAGACUGAAUCAUGAAUUUUGCGCCUUAACGAAAAUUCAUAAUUUCUCGAGCUAAAUAAUUUAGCAAUUCCGUUUGACCUUCCGUAAAUAAUGCACGAAGAUUCUCCGAAAAUGAGUGUUGCGCAGGGUCUGGUUGCCUCCAGUAGCCAGGCAAAGAACGAAAUCGCCAUGGAAGUUCCAGAAUAUGAAAUAACUUGUGUAGAUACAAAGUCAACUGAAAGCAUUGAGACGGAGCUGAAAAUUUCCUAUGUGAAUCCUACUAGCGGGGACGUAAAGGUUUUGAUUUCGGAGCUGGGGCGCUCUAUCCGCUUGGACCUGCUUCAGAAGGCUGGCGCUUCCAGCUAACCUCAAACCGCAGUAAAGUUUGAAUCUUGUAAUACCACUAUACUGCCCACCUCGCCCCGCCUCUAUGUUUUGUAUCGACACAAUCUCGAUUGCCAAAUACACCUAUUACCAAAUCUUACACGCGUAUACAAAUGUAUAGCAUCUAAAACAUAUCUAAUAAAUUGUUAUCAGUUAUUUUUAUAAUUUUUGUUUUGUGGUAUAUGAAGUAU
Molecule: messenger RNA, 648 nt
Organism: Papilio polytes (common Mormon)
Lineage: Eukaryota; Metazoa; Arthropoda; Insecta; Lepidoptera; Papilionidae
Product: nuclear hormone receptor FTZ-F1-like
Exons: 2
Coding region: 185-439 (84 amino acids)
Source: RefSeq, a predicted model, not a curated record